Messenger RNA from Triplophysa rosa, 2619 nucleotides. Its product is annotated as cytochrome c oxidase subunit NDUFA4. The transcript is spliced from 4 exons. The record is from RefSeq and is a predicted model, not a curated record. The coding region runs from base 71 to 316 and encodes 81 amino acids. NCBI's taxonomy places the organism in Eukaryota, Metazoa, Chordata, Actinopteri, Cypriniformes, Nemacheilidae.
CUCGUACAGAACAAUCAGUCCACACAUCUCACUUCUCCAUCCAUCCGUCUUUUAAGAGCUCGAGGUUAACAUGAUCAAAACAAUGUACCAGCAUGCAAAGAAACAUCCCGGGCUGAUUCCUCAGUUCUUCUUCGUGUUUCUGGGCAUCAGCGGAGCAUCUGUCUAUCUGCUCCGAUUGGCUCGUGGACCUCAUGUCAGCUGGGACAGCAGAAAUAACCCUGAGCCGUGGAACAAACUUGGCCCGACCUAUCAGUACAAGUUGGUGGCCGUCACCACAGACUACAAGCGUUUGAAGAAGGAAGGACCUGACUUUUAAAAGACCUUAACAGAACUACAGGGACACACACACACACACACACAGAGAAAACAAAUGGAAUCAGUUAAUAGCCUGGCUGUAAGAAAAGUGCGACAAACAAAAGUUUUAUACAACACAGGAAAAAAAUCAAUUCAAUUCAUUUAUAAUUCUACAGCACUGUUCACACUUUUGCAUUGUUGUGAAGCCGCUGCAAAGAUAAUACAUUUUACCAGAAGCACAGUAUAGAAAUAAGAAACAGUAAAGAAACAGUAUAGAGGAAAAAUAAGAGAGCAUGCCAAAUUUUCAUUUAAUCAUUAUUUCUAGAUGCAAACAAAUCAAACCUUAGGAAAUAAAGUCAUCCAACAGCAAUGUGAAAGACUGACAGCAUGACAAGACACAUGAAAACUGUGAUAAAAAUGGUUAUCGCAACAAAAACAAUUUUUUUUGGAUCUUUUCCUAAAUACAUGUAGAAUAUUACUGUUGUAUUGCUUAAAAGUGAAUAUGAAGAGUUUGGUUCCAAAGCGCGAUAAACGCUAUUAAAAAUAAGAGUUUCCGCCAAAAUCAGUAUUGUAUCAGGUCGGUAUUGAAAAGUCAGUUUUUAAUUUGACGCAAAAUGCGAUAUCUGCCGUGUUAUUCUGUCAUGUUUUCUCCCUUUUUUCUCAACCAAUCACAGCACAGCAUUCCACGCACUGUAAACAGUAAUGGCGGCGCUCUGAAUACUGUCGGCUCCUAGUUUCCCUGAUCUACUUUGUGUUCAACAACAAACAAAAAAAUUAAUAAUUUUGACGGCAUUGAUGAACCUGUGCUGGUUUCUGCAGUGGGGAAGAAACGUAAACCAUCGAAAUCUAAUCAUUUACGUGAGGAGAUUAAGAAGACGAGGCAGUAAUUUAUAGCAUUAAAAAGAUGAGCCGUUGAAUUCAUUUUAGGAGCGAUGACUGAUUGAAUGUGUUUUUAGUCCAGUGCCUGUAUGUAAGAUUAGUAUUGUAUCGAGUUCAGAGGCUGUCAUGUGUGGAUCAACUCACUUUGUGUAUUUUCAACAGUUUCAAUGUGAAACAUUUCUUUUAUAUUGAUUCAAUGGAUUUAUUGUAUUUUGAAAAUAAAAUUGUUAUGGAUUUAUUGCAAUUUGGGGAUUUUUUAUGUUACUAGAACCUGAAGAUGCUAUGUGAAACUUUGAAACAGAAAAUAGUGGUUUUCAUCUUGCCACUUUCUUUGUGAAGAAAACACAUUUUUACUCAAAUUAAUCAAAAUGGGUUUAUAGCGAUUUCGAACCAAACUCUUCAUAUGAACUUGUUUUCUUUGCAGUAUUUGAGUUCUGAAAAACCACAGAGCAUCUUUUCUGUUAUUUUCACCUGUCUCUCAGUUUCAAUUUUCUGCAAAUAAAUGCAAAUUGAAACAAUAUUUUUAAUUGAAAUUUGGGAGAGAUAUUGUUGGUAGUUCAAAGAAUGAAACAAAAAAGAUCAUUUUACCUGUAAACACAUACCUAUAGUAUAUUUUGAAAUCAGAAAUCAGUGUUUACUCAACCUGUUCACUCUCAUGGUUGACAUUUAGCAAAAUGUUCACACGAUGCUCAUUUUCAUACGUUCUUCGUUUUCAAAUGUGGACAGAUGCCAUCAAGCUCAAAAAGGCACUAUAAAAGUAAUAUAAAAGUGUCAUGGAAGCCAUUCGCGUGACACAAUCUUACACAUUUGUGACCCUGCCUGUGAAAACCAGGCUGAAGUCUCAUAAUCUAAUUCUGAGAUAACGUUUGAUUUCAAUCAUUAAUUUCACUAUUGCAAUCUUUGACAUAGCUUUACUCAGUCAAUAUGAAAGAUUUUAUGUAGAAAACAGCAAAUCACCGAAAAAUGAACAAUUUAGCUGGGUUUUCACAGGCAGGGUCACAUUUUCUAAAGCCACGUGAUAACUCCCGAGAAAGAUUUAUACUUAACUGCGUGAAGAUGUAUCACACAUAGUUUGUCAUCGCUUAAGGUACCGAGUCCCUUAAAUGAAUACAAAAAGCUCAGAAUAUUCAUUUUUGAGUGAACUGUGCCUUUAAGUCUUUCUCGUAUGUCUCACAGUUUGAAUGUCUGAGUAGAUGUAUUUGUUUGAGAACACGCAUCGGCCCGCGGCCUUUGUUCUCCUAUGGAAAGCCAAAUUCUCGUGGCCCUUUACAAAACAUCUCUAAGUUUGUUGUCGGCAUAUUUGUGGGACAUUAGGAGGGAAGAAUUGCUGGCCAGCGUGUGCAUAGCGAGAAUAAUGCAUGUUAUCUGAGAGCAAUCAACACUGUCCUCUGCACAGCUGGGUACCUGCAGAGAAAUCUUCACACACACACACGCACGCGCACACAC